Gadus chalcogrammus (walleye pollock) is the source of this 3894-nucleotide messenger RNA. RefSeq names its product suppressor of cytokine signaling 7 (gene socs7). NCBI's taxonomy places the organism in Eukaryota, Metazoa, Chordata, Actinopteri, Gadiformes, Gadidae. The transcript has 10 exons. Gene Ontology annotation, molecular function: 1-phosphatidylinositol-3-kinase regulator activity. The coding region runs from base 401 to 2722 and encodes 773 amino acids. The record is from RefSeq and is a predicted model, not a curated record. Gene Ontology annotation, cellular component: phosphatidylinositol 3-kinase complex. Gene Ontology annotation, biological process: phosphatidylinositol phosphate biosynthetic process; intracellular signal transduction.
UGCGCAUGUCUCCACUCUCUGCUACCCAUGGUGUGCAGGCCUUUGGCCACACAGUUUAUUCCUAUUCUAAGACAUCCGUACACAUUAAUUCGAGCAUUGACAGUGCAGACCGAGGUGCGUAUUAUUCUCCGGGAUUCAGGCCGUAUGUUGACCCGCGGUUUUGCUGGUUUUUCGGGACUGCUCCGGCUGUGGCGUGUCGGUGGUGCUCGUGCCGUAAUGGAUGCGGCUACACGGUAGGGGGAGAUGCGGGCGUGCAUGACACACUUUGCGUUCAGCGCCUAGUCUCAGUAUCAGGCGACGUCGCUCGGGUUCUUUCUUCCUCCCAGAGCGCAGAUACCAUCUGCUGGAGCGAUGUGACGCGCGCACCGCGGCGUUCCCCUUCGCGACCCCUCGAGGAAUAAUGACGAGCACCGCGCAAGAUAUGUCGCCCGACUUUGUCUUGAUGCGCCUGGUCGCCGCGGCGGAGGACGACCGCGCCGUGGGCGAGGAGAGCGGCACGAUUUUGGGUCCGGGGGGCCCGUCGGGCGGGCUGGGAGUCAAAGCGGGCCUCGCGCAUCCCGGCAGCCUCCCAUCGCUGUGCAGCGCGUCGCUCCAGGGCGCGGGUCCGGCGGCACCUUCCGCGUGCAGGACCUCGCUCUCCGUCCCGUCUCUCCCGCAGAGCUCCGUGGAGGCCCAGGGAGGGGAGUUCACACCCUCCCGGGGCGGGCUGCGUCCCCGGCUGCUGCUCUUCCCCGACAUCAUGAUGAGGGGCACCGAGCGGGGACUGGACGCCAAGACGCGCUGCUUCUCCCGCUCUGAUCCCGCGUUCAACGUCCACAACAUCAAUAACAACGGCUCGAUGAGCCCCGGCCGGGAAUGGGGGGUCCACCCGCGCCGGUCGCUCUCCACCGCGGCUUCAGACCCGGCGGAGAUGUGGCCGCUGCUGUCGGAGAAGUCUCGCCGCCUGGCCCUGAUCAACGCGCAGUGGGACUGUCCGCCCGGCUCGACGCAGGGCUCCGUGUUUAAGGACCUGGCGAGGCGCCUGGGUUCGCUGGGGGGCGGCACCACCGUGCCAGCAUGCUCGUGUCAGGGGGGAGGGUCGCACGGGACGUCCGGCUCGCCGGUGGAGGGGUUGGACCCCGAGGACGACCCGACGGAGACCAGUGACGCGCUGCUGGUGCUCGAGGGGCUCGGGGCGGGGGAGGGGCUUGAGGGGGAGGAGGUGGGGGAGGAGGACCAGGAGGACACCUGUGACUUCCUUCUCCAUAGAAAGCGGGAGAUGGUGGAGAAGAUGUCAGGGUCCUUCUCCCUCGGGAGCCUCCAGGCGGAGCUCACGAGGCGGGAGGAGUCAGACCCCAGCCGCCCUUCUACUCCGAGCGUGGGUCCACCCCCGUCCGCUCCCGCUACGCCCUCUCCACGCUGCCCCGCCCGGACGCCCGGCUCCAGCGCCAGCCUGACCUCCACGCCAAGGCGCACCCCCACCUCCAGGGGUGGAGGGCUGGCCGACACUACACUCAAGGUCCCCGGCAGGUGGAGGAGCGGCUCGCUGAAGGGCCGCCUCAGCAGAAUGUUCCGGACCAAGAGCUGCGGCGGCGCUGGCAGCGGUCACCUGCUGGACCCUGGGCCGGGGGGGGGCGGGUCCACAGGAAGUUUGAUGGGCGGGUCCACAGGAAGUCUGGUGGACAUGGUGGGCAGGGCGGGGGUGGGACCGGACACGGACAGGUCAGGCAGGUGCCGACUGACCCGGACACAUAGUGCCUUCUCUCCAGCAUCCCUUUCCACCUUUGCUGGUGAGACUGCGUCCCUUGGGGACAUUUCUCGUCGGGGGGUCAACAUGCCCCGACCCCCCACGCCGCCACCCCCACCACGACGGAGUCUCAGUCUCCUAGACGACAUUGUUGGGCCACAGCCUGGGUCUUUCCUGGACAGCGCCAUGGGGGCGUCCCUGCAGUCCCUCCCCCUGCCUCUCCCACCUCCUCCCCCCUCCCAUGCCUCUCUCCAGCACAGUGUCAGCCUCAACGAUACCUUCCUGCGUGCGCUGCCUCAUUCCAGCCAAUCACAGGCCAAUGCCCCAUCCUCCCACCGGAUGGCCCCGCCCUCGAGGCGAAUGGCUCCGCCCACAAUGCUCUGCCCAUUGCGGGCGGAAGCUAGCAACUUCACCGCUAGCUUGAGAGAGUUAGAGAAGUGUGGCUGGUACUGGGGUCCUAUGAACUGGGAGGAUGCUGAGAUGAAGCUGAAGGGCCGUCUGGACGGGUCCUUCCUGGUGAGAGACAGCUCGGACCCCCGCUACAUCCUCAGCCUCAGCUUCCGGUCUCAGGGCGUCACGCAUCACACACGCAUGGAGCACUACCGUGGAACGUUCAGCCUCUGGUGCCACCCUAAACUGGAGGACCGCUGCCACUCGGUGGUGGAGUUCAUUGAACGCGCCAUCAUGCACUCCAAGAACGGGAAGUUCCUCUACUUCCUGCGCUCCCGGGUGCCAGGGCUGCCCCCCACCCCAGUCCAGCUCCUGUACCCGGUCUCUCGGUUCAGCAACGUCAAGUCCCUCCAGCACCUGUGCCGCUUCCGUCUCCGACAGAUGGUCCGGAUAGACCACAUCCAGGACCUCCCCCUCCCCAAACCUCUGAUCUCCUACCUGAGGAAGUUCUACUACUACGACCCCGAGGAGGAGACCUACCUGUCAUUUAAGAGCAUUGUCAUGAGGGCGGGGCCAAAGCAAGAGGAGGCGGAGUCUCAGACGUAGCGGCAGUGGUCCCCUCAGUUACAGCAACUGGAGGAAUGAGGCUGUGACGCCAUUGGUCAGCUGGUCUUCCAGAGCCCUCGAAUCAGAGAGCUCAGAUCUCUCUUCACGGGACGGGGUGGUCUCUAAACUACGGCGAAGGAUCAGGACCACCAGAUCGCAUUGGAAACCAGCGCAUGUGAUCGCGCAAGUGGGCCGGGGCGUGUACUGCAGCCUCGCGGCCCGCAGACCACAACAGACCAGCUCUCUAGAAAGAGCAGAAAACACAACAAACUAACAGCCUGACCUUCGACCUCUGGCUCCGUUUGUGGUUAUUUCCUCUGGAUAAGGACCUGGACUUGUGGAACACGCUGCGUUCCUGCUGUUUCUGCGCCUCUUGUUUGGGCUCCGUCACCAGAACUCUCCUUACACUUCUCUUCUUAACAUGGGUUUUUAAAUAUCAUGAGUCAAGACUGACCGCAUCAAUUUCAUAUGCAGAACGUGAAUACAGAACCAGUCAAAGGCACCACGUUGUGAUUCUGUGUGAUAAAUUGAGCCGUUAGUAUUACACUGCCAUUACAGGUGGAGAACGUGAGGGGACCCAAUCCAACCAAUCAGGUCCUGUAGUAGCUGCCUUCUGCUGUAGGUCAUCGGGAAUAGCUUCAUUUGGUCUCUUUUUGGGUCCCGUUUCUUGGGCCUAAGGCUAAAAGGUUCUGUAAGUUCUUGUUGUAAAGAGAGAGAGCAGAAAGAGUGAGGAGAGCAAGAUUUUGAAAAGAAACAAUCCAAAAAACGUAAAUUCCCUCUCUGCUCCCCCCCUCCCUACCCAUCUCCUCUGUUGAAAAGUGUUUGCAAUUUGCGUCAUGUUCCUGUGAUGACAUGCAAGAUUUAUUCCCCUGAACCAAUCAGGGAUGAGAUGUCCUACUGGGUAAGAAAGUAGCCGGGAACGGUCUUAAAUCAAAAUAGUAUCAUGCAGAUAUUGAAAAACUGAUAUUGUCACAGAGCAUUUUACUCACCAGAGAUUCAGAAAGAUGUCCAUAUUUUGUCUUAUUACUACAACAAGAAAAAAACCACAAGCAAACAUUAGCUCCUUUUUACUGCCUGUUUAUCUCUGCUAUCAAUCUCAGACUCUCUUUUAUUUAUCUGCCUGUUCUCCAAAAGCUGACUGCCAGCUACGCCUUUUCAGUAAAAAAAACUAA